ACUGUCCCCACUGAAGGUGCUCCCAGUCCAGCCAGCCUUCCCUCUCCCUCCUCUUUCCCUCUGUUGCGCAGCACCGCGGGACUAGAGCACUAUACUCACUAUGGCAUCCACCACAGCACGGACUCUCUUAGUGCUUUUCGCCACCUUCUGUGCAUCAAGUACUGGAUCAACAGCCGACAAGCCCCUGCGGCCGCGGAACGUGCAGCUGACGUUGGUGGACAAGGGCCUGAGGGUAAGCUGGGAACCUCCCAACGAGCUGGACGGUCGGCCGGUGGACCGCUACAACAUUGGCUACGGCAAGUCCAUGAGGACACUCCGCUUCAUCAAGGUGGACAAGGACAGACGGUCCAAGGUACUGGAGGAUGUAGAGCCCGGAGUUCUGCACUUUCUCAAGAUGAGUGCUGAGAACAAGGAGGGGAUAAGCAAACCUGUGUACAGAGCAGAGACGCCAGGAGGUGGUGAGUGGGUCAAACUGGAUGGCUUCGCAGUGGCGGACGGGGCACCUGUUAGCGGAUCAACUCCAGCUCGUCCAUCUCCUACUCCAGACAUGUGGACCAGGGCUAACUCCCCUGUCGGGAUCCCUGUGAGAACAGGAAGAGGAUCAGUGGUUGAUGGGGGGGUGCGCCCGUCAGACCUGACCUCCUCCAGGGGGCAGCGGAUCCGGAGACCCCCACAAUCAUCCUCCGGCCCUCGUCAGCCAGAUAGGGCCAGGGCAGGGACACCCCUGCUGGACCAGAGGUCCCAACACCACCACCACCACACCCAGCCACAGGCUGACCAGAGAAACAGACACAACCCCAAACUAGCGUCUGAGUCCAUCUAUGUGGUAUCACUGCAGGCACAGAGAGCCACGGGGCGGAGCGUGCCAAGCAACAGAGCCACCCUGACCAAAAAACCUCCCCCAGAGCCUGAGGAGUAUGAGGCCAAAGACAUUGGUGUGAGGGUCAUGUCCCCUCAGUCUGUCCUCAUCAGCUGGGUGGACCCGGCUAUCGAGAUGGAGAAGGUCCUACCUGGUGGCUCCAGACACUACACAGUGAAGUACAGGGAGAAGGGUGAGUCUGCUCGAUGGGAGUACAAGGAGACCAACCAGAGGAGGCUGCUGAUAGAUACCCUGUCAGCUGAUGGGAUGUACGAGUUCUCCGUCCGAAUCUCCCAGGGAGACAACCACGGCAAGUGGAGCGUGUCCGUGUUCCAGAGGACCCCAGAAUCUGCUCCCUCUGGUCCCCCGGAGAACUUUGAUGUUAAGCCACUGAGAGGGAAGGGAACCGCUGUCACGGCGACCUGGGACCCACCUGAGGAACCCAACGGGAGGAUACGAGAGUACAUAAUGUCCUAUGCUCCUGCCAUGAAACCUUUUGGGAUGAAGUCAGUGACAUACCGCGGCAGCACCACCUCAGCCAUCAUAGACGGCUUCCUGCCUGGGGACCUCUACAUCUUCAAGAUCAGAGCCACCAACAGGAGGGGCCAGGGUCCCCAGACCAAAGCCUUUAGCGUAGCCAUGCCUGGACGCACCGCCAGCAGUGCUGCCUCCUCGCCAACUCAAGGUGGCCGUAGAACCAGCUACACCCCCUCUCAGGCAUCCAAACAGGACAGUUACCGUGACGAUGUCGUCAACCUCCAAUUAGAAGACGUGACCAAGGAGCCGACCACACCCACUCAGACUACAUCUGCCCCGCCCACCUCCAGGCGGACACGGCCCCUCACCAAGACACGCUCCUAUCACAGCAUCUUCUCAGAUGUGAGGGGCACGGUCAGGAACAGGGCGACCAAUCAGCGACUAGGAGCCGGUACUGCUCCAGCCAGAGACAAGGGGAGAAAGACAGAAGCAGAGGAUGAACAGGAGGAGGAGAACAAAACAACAGAAACCACUCGAGACGAAGAGGAGGAGAAGCUCACUAACGAAGAUGUGGAGGAGAAGAAAGAAGCAGUGACUCAGAACAAUGUUGUUCCUUCUACACCUGAGGACAAUGGCUACGUCAGAGGGAGAGGUAAAGGGAAGGAUGUAGAUGAGCCCUCCAGACCCAGCCUCAAAACAGAAGUUCCCUCAUCAGAGGGCACCUCAUCAUCCUCUAAACCCUCCUACCCUCUCCGCAAACCUCUCUCUGGCAGACGCAUCAAUUCUGGUCGAAGACCAUUCUCCCGGACAUCAGUCUCAGGGUCAGUGUCCCAGUCAAAGACACAGGAUGCAGAAAAGGACAGCGCCUCCUCAUCCUCCUCAUCUUCUUCGUCCUCCAGCCCAUCCCCCAACGAGGAGUCUGCAGCCAUCAGGAAGGAUGACACUGUCACCAACUACUCCGAGGGCAAAAAGACAUACAACCAGCCAAGUGCCACAGCGGCCAAACCCUCCACCUCAACCCCUACCCCAAACCAGACCGUCUCAGAGCCCAAGACCGAGGCACCAUCUGUGGGAAGAGGAUCUGCUCUGCCGGGCCGUGGAUAUGGUUAUGGCAGGCGGAAACCCGGGAUCCUGUCUCGAGGGAAUCCAGAUGGCCAGGUUCUUAAUGGACUCAUCAAACCUGGGUCAGACUCGACUUCCGCCGGCAUGUCCCAGUCCACUCUACCAACCAAAGGCAAGAUCCCAGAAACAUCACACACUCAUGGCUCACACACUCCUAGCACACAGGACUUAACACAUCACCAGGACAAUAAUGACUACAACAACUACAAAGUCACAGAGGCAGAGGCCACCAAAGAAGAAGAACCCAUUUCCAGUUCCCAGACCAUUUCCACUAAACAUUCUUCUGAGGACAGGAAACAGGACAAGAGAGAGAGAGGAAACAGGAAAGAGGAGGGAGUGAGGGGAGACAGGAGAGAGGAGGGAGAGAUGGAAAACAGGAAAGAGGAGGGAGAGAGGGGAGAUAGGAGAGAGGAGGGAGGGAGGGGGGAGAACUACUACAACACCCCAGCUCCCCCACCUUCCAAGACACCUGCUCCCCCUGCCUCCAGGAUUAACCCCUUUGUGAAACGGCACCAGAGCAGGUUUGGAACAGGGAUGGGGAGCAGUAGCAGGGUGUCUUCCCCCCGUGCGGACGGGAGGGUUCCCUGGAGCAGGACAGCCUCCUCAUCCUCUGUUGGGGCUGGAAGACCCAUCCUGAGAGGAUUCCCCUCUAGGACAGCUGCCUCGGGGGCAGCAUCUGCCUCAGGGGCAUCAAGGACCUCUGCAGUGCAGGAGACCAGUGAGGAUGCUAAAAAACCCUCCACCCUCUAUCCGUUAAAGAAUGGGGUGGGGGCUGGGGCACUUAAACCCUCUCUGCCCAACAGGAAUACUGUUCUAGGUGAAUCGAGGAAUCCCAUCACCUCCUCUUCUUCUUCUUUCUCCUCCAACUCCUCCUCUAGUAGUCGUAGGGACACCAGUGAGCCCGUCCACAGAGGAAGCAGCACCAGGGAGGACAGCAGUAAUGACCAUAAGGAGGACUAUCUCUACAAGGGGAGUAAGGAGAUGUAUGAGUGGAAUGAGAAAGUCACAGACCCAACCACCGCCCCCAAAAUUAUUGCCACCACUACCACUGCCACCACUACCACUACCUCAGCCCCAACUACCGCCCGCAGGGUGCCCCAGAGUAGGGCCAUCGAGAGUGUGGACAGGGAAGCCACACCUGGUAGAACCAGGCCCGGUUUCAUCCCCGGUUCUACGCUCCCCCGCCGUACCAUUAUAGGUCCCAACGGGAGGGUGCGAUCUCCCCUGCUCAUAAACAGGCAGACAGGUUCUAGGUUCCCGCUUAGAGCACAACCAGCACAGAGCACACGGUUAGGUUCCUCAAACGCAAACACAUCAUCUUCCUCUUCUUCCUCUUCCUCCUCUAGUCUGUCGCAGCCAGAUCACGAGGUUAGCGGGGCCGCUAGUGUUAGCACUGGAGGCUCCUCCCCUUCCCUCUCUCGCCCCUCCCACAGACAGACCUCCAUUGGCAGCAGCCAGGGAUCUCAAGGCUCCUCUUCCUCCUCGUCAUUCUCAUCCAGAGACUCUGUGGUGGGCCAGGGUACAAGGACACGCUACCCAAGCCGGUCAGACCCCCAUCUCAGGAGUAAAACCCCCAGUGGAGGCCUCAAGCCCGGCUACGGAAAUGGUCAUGGAAAUGGUAAAAAUGGCCGCCCCAAUCUCACGGCGACCAGUGACAAAGAGUCCAGCACAUCCAAUGACAACACCAAACCUAAUGGAAGAAGGUACAUCACUGGGCCUGAUGGAGCCAAGUGGGUUUUGGACUUGGAUAAGGGGGUCCUGAUGAACGAGGAUGGCAGGGUUCUCCAGGACUCUCAGGGCCAACCCAAGAGGGUGGUUCUGGGAGAGGACGGACGCACCAUCUUUGACCACCAGGGCAGCCCAUUGGUGAACCAGGAGGGCCAGGCUCUGUUUGGUCACGGACGGGAAAGCCAACCGGUGGUCAACCCCAAAGACAAGUUCCUGACUGUGGGUGGCAAACCCAUCGUUGGCCUGGACCGGGCUAAACCAAGGACCAUAACCACAACCAGACCUCCUACCACGACCACACCUGAACCGACAACGCUACCAACCACCACUGAAAUGUCCACAGAGGAGACUAUAACCAUGCCGGUGUUCCCAACCUGUCCUCCAGGAACAUUUUUGAUCAGGGAUGAUGAGGGAUUCCCAAUGCUGGAUGCUGAUGGCAUCCUGGACUGUUAUCCUGAAGAGGAAUCCUCGGGACUGGAAACGGACUCUAUGGAUGAGUUGUUGUGGCAGACGACGCUGCCCCCCACGCUGCCCCCCACCACCACUACGACAGACCACCCCACCCCUGAACCAGACACCAGGCCCUUCAACAAUAGCCCCUCCAAUGAGUUCGACCUCACCGGGAAGAAACGCUUCACAGCUCCGUAUGUGAACUUCAUCCAGAAGGAUCCGGGCGCUCCGUGCUCGCUGACGGAGGCUCUGGAAUACCUACAGGUGGACGUCCUGGAAAACCUGCUCAAGAAAGACAGCCUGGCUACUAAUCAGAAACAGCCGCCCAAAAACAAGCCCCACAACAUCACGGUGGUCGCCAUGGAAGGCUGUCACUCAUUCGUCAUCCUGGACUGGGCCAUCCCACUGAAGGAUGACAUGGUGUCAGGCUACAUGGUCCACAGUGCCUCAUACGAUGACGUCCUUAACAACAGGUGGUCCUCCAGUGCAUCCAGCGGCUCACAUCUGGCUGUCGAAAACCUCAAACCUAACUCCAGGUACUACUUCAAAGUGCAGGCGAAGAAUGUCUUUGGGCUGGGACCGGUCAGCGAUACAAUCACCUAUGUCACUGAGUCAGACGACCCUCUUCUUAUUGAACGACCACCUGGUGGAGAGCCUAUCUGGAUCCCCUUUUCCUUCCGAUACAACCCCCAGCACAGUGCCUGUAAGGGCAGCCAGUACGUCAAGAGGACAUGGUACAGAAAGUUUGUAGGUGUGGUCCUCUGCAACUCACUGAGAUACAAGAUCUUCAUGGGAGAUGGGCUGAAAGAAACAUUCUACAGUAUAGCAGACACAUUCGGUCAUGGGGAGGACCACUGCCAGUUUGUAGACUCUUACCUAGAUGGGAGGACAGGCUCCCCCAACCUCUCAAUGCAUCUGCCAACAGCACAAGGUUACUAUCGCUCAUACAGGCAGGAGCCAGUGAACUUUGGACCUAUCGGCCGGCGUACGCCACAUCUCUUCGGAGGAUGGUAUGAGUGCGGGGUGCCCAUCCCUGGCAAGUGGUAACACAGGGGGUCACAAGGAGUUCGUCAUCGAGGGCAACCCAACUCCAUCCUGCUGCAGCCUUUCUCAUGCUGUUACUGACCCCGCCCCCUGGAGAUAAACUGUUGCUAACCACAGCAGAAAGACAACAACAUUGCAAAUGUAUACUACUUCAGAUUGAAGAGAAUAUAAUACUUUAAACAACAAUUAAUAUUUCCAUGUAUUCAUUAACAUGCACUUUUAUAAAAGCAGUCUGUAUAUGAGGGAGGAAAAGCAUGUACAGUGGCUUGCGAAUGUAUUCACC
This is a messenger RNA of Oncorhynchus gorbuscha (pink salmon), 5963 nucleotides long. Its product is annotated as fibronectin type III domain-containing protein 1-like. Lineage: Eukaryota; Metazoa; Chordata; Actinopteri; Salmoniformes; Salmonidae. The coding region runs from base 101 to 5683 and encodes 1860 amino acids. The transcript is spliced from 23 exons. Gene Ontology annotation, molecular function: protein binding. The record is from RefSeq and is a predicted model, not a curated record.